UCUACUUGAGAAGCUCAUAGAAAGCUACGCCGCCACUGGACUGCCGCAGACAGGCCUCGGUACAUACACACUCAGGCGCCGUCCUCACACCCAUCUUCUCAAAACACGGCACUGGUCGACCGGCGCGGGACUCACUAGCCGACAACGACUGAACGAUUUGAAGUAUACUAGAAGCGUCCUUCUUGGGCCUCGGCCUACACCCUCGCCUCACAAUGUCGGACGCCGGAGACACACCUUCGCCUCGGUCUUCAUCAUCAGCGCCGCCAAGCUCACGAACACCGCCACCAGCACCUCCGUCCGUCGCGGCAACAGCGCAAUCGCCGAAGAAGCGGGCGUCGAUCUCUACAGAAGGCAAAGUCACAAAACGACGAGCAGCCCGGGCCUGCGUGUCAUGUCGAGCCCGCAAGGUACGCUGCGAUGUGGUUGAGGGCGCGCCCUGCGGCAAUUGCCGGUGGGACGAUGUGGAAUGCAUAGUGCAGGAGAGCCGUCGACGGAAAAAGAACCUACCAUACAACUCCAACCCGGCAGUGGUGGGGGCGCGGGCUGGAAGUGCCGAGGCAUUGCGCGCAAAGAGCAUUGGCGCAGCUCCCCCUAUCAUCACCGCCAAUCUCGCAAAGCCACCCUUUGCUCUCAACAAUGGAACGUUCACACUUCCCCUGAAUGGGGCCAGUGGCGCACAAUCAGCCACCCGUCUGCUGUAUCAACAACCGACAGCGGGGCUGGGCACAACCGGAACAGGCCCAGCGCUGGCGGCGUUGGCGGCCUUCCCUCCCGUGACACCGGGCAUCCCGAACUCGGCGCCCGAUUUCCUCCACCCGUUGCUGAAACCCGUGCUUGAGCAGACUAAUGACUGGCCUGCCUUCAUCAAACCUCUCCCGGAUAGGAUCCUCUCUGAGGACAGGCAGUAUCUCGUACAGAAGCAGGUCUUCACGCUGCCGCCGCUGCCCCUGCAAAAUGCGCUGCUCGCGGCCUACAUCGAGUAUGUACAUCCGUACAUGCCGCUCCUGGAGCUGCAUGACUUCCUGAGGAUGGUCAACGACCGCAGCGGCGCGUCCGGCAAGGUCAGCUUGUUCUUGUACCACGCCAUCAUGUUUGCGGCUACCGCUUUCGUCGACGAAGCGCUCCUGAAGGAUGCAGGCUACGAUAGCCGCAGAGAUGCGCGAAGGGCUUUCUUCUCCAGGACCAGGCUUCUCUACGACUUCGACUAUGAAACGGACCGCCUGAUCCUGGUCCAGGGCCUGCUGCUCAUGACCUACUGGUACGAGACGCCGGACGACCAGAAGGACACCUGGCACUGGAUGGGGGUUGCCAUCUCGCUGGCCCACACUAUCGGACUGCAUCGAGACCCGGCGAAGACGCCCAUGAUCCCACGGAAGCAGAAGUUAUGGAAGCGCGUGUGGUGGUCAUGCCUGAUGCGGGACCGCCUAGUCGCUCUCGGAAUGCGGCGGCCGACUCGUAUCAAGAGCGAAGACUUUGACGUGCCUCCAUUAACCGAGUCCGACUUUGAGAUAGAGGCUCUACCGGAGGACAACCAGCUGCUUGGAGCUGAGUGCGCCCUCAUACGGGACGCCGAGAUGCAGCGGGAGCUCGCCAUUAUGUGCAUCGAGAAGGCAAAACUGUGCAUGUUCAUCGGCGACAUGCUCAAGGUGCAGUACUCGGUCCUCAGCCGCAGUGGCGUGCGGGCCGAUCAGACAAUCAACAGCACUCACAUGCUGCUUCCAAACAAGAACCCCGAGAACAUGGAAGGGGUCGAGAAGGUCGACAAGGAGCUGAUAGACUGGUUCGCCAGCUUGCCCGAGUGCUGCCAGCAUCGGCCGCUCGAUUCCGUGACCAUCACCGACGAGAACAAGGUGCUCGCGGUCCAGCGCAACCUCCUGCACAUGAUCUACCAUACCACCAUCUCGGCGCUCCACCGACCGCUCUUCCUCCCCGCGUCGCCGACCGAGGGUCCCAGCACACCCGUCGAGGUCCAAGAGACGGCUCGCCAACGGGUGCGCGAGGCUGCCGAGCACAUCACUCGCAUGGCGGCCGAGUUGCGCCGGUGCGGCCUCGAGCGGUACCUCCCCACGACAGGCGUCACGGUGAUCCUGCCCGCCAUGAUCGUGCACAUGCUCGACACCAAGAGCUUGGUUCCCGAGACCCGCGCCAAGGCCGUCCUGGGCCUUAGGGAGUGUCUCACCGUGAUGAGCAACCUACGCAACAUCUACGCAGCCGCGGAUUUUGCCACCGGCUUCCUCGACGCCCUCCUUCGCAAGGGAAUGCUCGGUGGGCCGCCACAGCAGCUCCAACCACAGCCACAAGCGACCCAGCCACCAUCGGCAGCGCGGUCAGGCAAGAUGCUCAACCGCGUCCUCGCGCCCGCCUUCAACCUCACCCCGCAAGGGCUGGGCAUGGUGCCGGGAAUGGGGAUGAUGCCGCCCACUGCGUCGGGGCGCCCGUCGACACCCCCGCCGGAAAACGCGGUCGGCGUCUCCUUCCUCAACUCAACGGAAGCAGAAAACACGAGCCCGUUUGGCUACACAACAACGCAGACACUUGUCCCCGGUAGCCUGGGUGGCGAUCAUGUCACCGUCCCAACUCCGGCUGGAGCUGUGGGCGCCGCCACGCCGCCGCAUACCGAUAGCGAGGACGUUGCGACGCCACCGCCCAGUACUCAGGGCCGGGAUCAAGAUAUUGGAGAUGCCGAUGUCGCGAUGGCCGAUCAGAUCAUGCUGGAGUAUACCACCCUGAACGUGGACGGCGGCGUCGGCACUGCGACUGGCGCGGGUCCUGGUGCCGGCGCGGGCACAGGAAACAACUUUGACUUUGACCAGUGGCUGCAGUUCCCUGCCGAGGGCGGGCUCAACACGUCAGACAACGAUACGUUUAUGGGGGGGAUGUUUGGGGGUGAGCAGGCGGGGAUGGAUCUUGGUGGCGAUCAUGGGUGGAUGGGCAAUCUGCCCGAGGGGAUCAGCCAUUGACCCCUUCACGUUACACUGUUGCUUUGAUGGAUGAGCUGCCGUUACACUACAUCGGAACUGGAAGGGUGGGCUUUUCUUCGUUUCCCUUCCUGGUUCAUGGGGUUUCGUUUUUUUUCUCUUCCCCUUAGUCUU
Messenger RNA from Chaetomium strumarium, 3092 nucleotides. RefSeq names its product fungal-specific transcription factor domain-containing protein. NCBI's taxonomy places the organism in Eukaryota, Fungi, Ascomycota, Sordariomycetes, Sordariales, Chaetomiaceae. Bases 213 to 2960 code for a protein of 915 amino acids. The transcript is spliced from 3 exons. The record is from RefSeq and is a predicted model, not a curated record. Gene Ontology annotation, molecular function: DNA binding; DNA-binding transcription factor activity, RNA polymerase II-specific; zinc ion binding. Gene Ontology annotation, biological process: regulation of DNA-templated transcription; DNA-templated transcription.